AUGCAGGCGCCUGGGGAUGCGGCAGCUACGCUGCCAAUCCGGCUGCGCACGUCGCUGCCGGGAUGCUCGAUUCCGUAUGUGCCGUACAUGGUGCCGGUGAACUGGCGCAGGUCGCAGCUGUCGACGCUCGUGAACAAGGUCUUGCAGACCGCCGACGCGGAGCGCGCGACCGUGCCGUUUGAUUUUAUUGUCGACGGCGAGCUGCUGCGCUGUAGCCUCGAAGAGUACCUCGCGCAGAACGCGCGCUCGACUGAAGAGGCGCUCGAGCUGGAGUAUAUCCGCAGCACGCUUCCGCCGGCGUUUAAGGACGCCGCGACGCAGGACGACUGGGUCGCGGGAAUCGACGCGCGCUCGUCCACGGUGCUUGUCGCGUCGUACGACGGCAAUGUGCGCCUGUUUGAUAAGCAGAACCUCGAAAAGGAGCCGGUGACGUACGCACCGGCGUACGCGAGCGGCACCACGUCGCUCACCACCGCCCAGUGGCUCGCACAAGACGAGACGGUGGUGACCGGCGCAAUGGACGGCACAGUGGCGGUUUGGCGCCUGCCGGGAUCCGAUGCACAGACCUACCAGGUGCUGCGCGCCGCCGAGCUGCGCCACCACACGGGGCCGGUGACCAACGUGGACGUCGCCCAGGACGGCAACCCCACCGCGACGGUCCUCAGCGCGGGUUGGGACGGCUCCAUUGCGCUGUGGGACGUGCCGCGCGACGCUUCGUUUGCGUCGGCUGCCGACGAAGAGGCCACGUCGAAAAAGCGCCGCACCAAGGGCGGCUCCGCCCGUGCCGCUGCCGAGACGAUCGAGGCGCCGCCGCCCACCGUCGUCUUUUCGCACGUCGCCGCGACGCUCGGUGCGUCGGCCGCCAAGGUGCUCGGCACCGCGCCGGCACCGGGCAACAAUGCCCGCACCUUUGCGCGCCUCGGCGAGCAGAGCGUGUGGAGCGCCGCAUGGGACGGCUCGGUGAAGCACUGGGACCUGUCGCUCGGCGGCCUCGCUGGCGAAAAGGCCUCGGACAAGGUGCCGCUGUGCCUCGAUGUGAUGCACGGCGCGGCGGCGCGUGUGCAGGUCGUCACCGGGCACAUGGACCACAGCAUGGCUCUCUACGAUUUCCGCGAUACGACGCACAAUGCGAUCGCGAUCGCGAAUGCGCACACGGCGCCGGUGAGCGCGGUGCGUUCGCACCCUACGUCCUCGUACCUCCUUGCGUCGGGCGCGUACGACGGCCGCAUCAAGGUGUGGGACGUGCGUUCGCCGAAGCAGGCGCUCUUUGCCCUCUCGCAGCCGCUCGCCACCUCGCAGGAGGCCAAGAAGGGGCAGACCAAGCUCCUCUCGGUCGACUGGACCGCCGACGGGAACAGCGUCGUGGCCGGCGGCGAGGACUGCCGCGUGAGUAUAUACCAGGGGAACGCGAUAGGCGACGAGCAUAUCUAG
Molecule: messenger RNA, 1431 nt
Organism: Malassezia japonica
Lineage: Eukaryota; Fungi; Basidiomycota; Malasseziomycetes; Malasseziales; Malasseziaceae
Product: ribosome biogenesis protein ytm1
Exons: 1
Coding region: 1-1431 (476 amino acids)
Biological process (GO): ribosome biogenesis
Molecular function (GO): protein binding
Source: RefSeq, a predicted model, not a curated record